This is a messenger RNA of Cuscuta europaea, 645 nucleotides long. NCBI's taxonomy places the organism in Eukaryota, Viridiplantae, Streptophyta, Magnoliopsida, Solanales, Convolvulaceae. The record is from the annotation of a GenBank genome assembly.
GGUUAAGAAAGGUUUGUAUGCUUGUAUGGAGAGGCUUAUUUCUGAUAGUAGUGAUUUUAACCAAGCUGAUGCACAAAUGGAUGAAUAUCGAUACAAGCGUGGACUUUUCGGAAUGAGGGCGGCUCAAAAUUCAUAUAAAACACGUCCCCCAGUGGAAUGGUGGGAUCAAUUUGGAGAUCAUAUUCCAGAACUACGGGCUUUUGCGGUCAAAAUUCUUGGCUUGACGUGUUCUUCUUCCGCUUGUGAACGAAAUUGGAGCACAUUCAAUCAAGUCCAUACGAAGAGAAGGAAUCGUCUUUCAGCCAUUAAGUUGAAUAGUUUGGUAUUUAUAAUGUUCAACAAAAAGUUGAAGUUUAGGAAGAGCAGAUUACAAAAGAAAGAGGAUAAUUUGAUCUUCGAUAAUGUAUCAUCUGAUGAUGAGUGGAUUGCUGAACCGAAUGCAGAUGAUGGAGAAAGUGUGGAUGCACGUGAUGAACUUGCAUUAGUUGUUGAUGAAAUGGACAACGAAUUCAGAGGGGUGGACCUUACAGUUGGAACUGAAGAAGAUAAUGAGGCCCGUGAAAAUGAAGGAGAUGACAAUGAGAAUGACAUUACUAAUUUGGAUACUCAUGAAGAGGACGAUAGGCUUAGUUUUGAAGAUUAAUA